UCUGUCAUUCAGAGCACGCCUAGAAGAAUCUCAGUGAAGAGAACUGUCAGUGAUAGAUGACAAUGGAGGAGGCACGACUGUUUGAUCUGUUUGACUGUGCGAUUUUCGUGCUGAUGCUCGGGGUGUCUGCAGCUGUGGGAAUUUAUUAUGCCUGGAAGGAUCGAAAAACACCCGAUGCGGUAGCGGAGUAUCUCGUGGGGGGAAAGAACAUGACGAUAUUUCCUAUUAGCAUGUCACUCAUCGCCAGUUACAUAUCUGGAAUAGCACUUUUGGGAUUCCCCGCUGAGAUGUACGUCUAUGGCACACAAUUGUGGGCAACUGUGAUUGGAGAUGGUCUUGUAUCACUCACUAUGGCCAUUGUAUACUUACCCGUCUUCUACGGUCUGCAGAUUACAUCCUCCUAUGAGUAUUUGGAACUUCGAUUCAGUCCGGCGGUGCGACUGCUCGGCUCCAUAAUAUUCCUCAUUAAAAUGUUGCUCUAUAUUCCAAUAGUGGUGUACGUACCAGCGUUAGCCUUCAAUCAUGUGACCGGAAUUGACAUGCACAUCGUCUCUCCUAUCGUUUGCGCUGUUUGUAUCUUCUAUACUACUCUGGGUGGGCUGAAAGCCGUCGUAUGGACAGACACAAUUCAAACGAUUGUUAUGUUCGGUGGAGUUAUAAUUGUCGCUAUUCUCGGUACAAUAAAAGCUGGUGGAUUUAGCCAAGUGUGGAGUAGAAAUGUACACUCCGGGAGAAUCGAGUUCUUCAACAUGGAUCCGGAUCCCACAAUUAGACACACAUUUUGGAGUGUGGUGGUGGGCAAUUACGUCAAUUGGCUUGCCUCCUGCUCGGUAAACCAGAUGAUGGUUCAGCGGUGCUUAUCAAUGCCAAACCUGAGAAAAGCGAAAAUAACGAUUGUUAUCAUGGCUGCGGGAAUAAUAUCGAUAGUUUCCCUCAGCUGCUACACGGGAACAGUCAUCUACGCUGCGUUCCACGACUGCGAUCCAGUGAAAACUCGCCAAAUACGCAAGCCGGAUCAACUCCUGCCAUUCUUCGUGAUGGAAAUUGCCCAGUCCGUUCCUGGCCUUCCUGGGGUGUUUGUCUCUGGUGUAUUCAGUGCUGCAUUGAGCACAAUGUCAACGGGACUGAAUUCAAUGUCAGGAGUUAUUUAUGAAGACAUGAUAAAUCCAUUGUUGAAGAGGCCCUUGUCCCAAGUGGCUGCCAGCCGAAUCAUGAAACUACUGGUUGUUUUGAUUGGAUGCAUUUGCGUCGGACUUGUAUUUCUCGUGGAGAAACUCAGUGGAUUGAUCCAAGCAGGAAAAAGCCUCUCGGGCAUAACGGCUGGACCAUUGCUGGGUAUUUUCACUUUGGGAAUGUUUUUCCCGCAGGCGAAUUCUAGGGGUGCUUUGGUGGGUGCCAUCCUCAGUCUGAAUUUAGUCGCCUGGAUAUCGCUGGGCACUCAAACAGCGCUCGCCAAUGGAGUCAUCACGUAUCCGAUGAAACCGGUAUCGACCGACGGAUGCUCAGCCGAAAUUCAGAGGAGAUUCUUAAAUUUCACUGGAGUUCUGAAUGAUGCUAUUACGGACGAGCCAUUCUUCCUGUAUCGAUUAUCGUACCUCUGGUACACGUGGAUAGGAUUUAUAACAGCCAUCCUCGUCGGUCUCUUUGUGUCCUGGCUCACGGGGACCAAUAAAUACAAACUAGCCGACAAAAAACUUUACACACCGAUUGUGCACAGAUUUUUGUUUCCAACAAAUCCAGACAAAUUGGUCACCACGGAGCUGAGGAAAAUCAAUGGCGAUGGCGGCCGAAGUCGACGUGCAGUCAAUAGUUAGAACAAAUGUAAUAAAAUUUCAUUUCAGAUAAAUUUUUGGCCUAAUUAUUAUUUUGAAAACUUCCCAGUAUUUCUUCAUUCAGU
Molecule: messenger RNA, 1897 nt
Organism: Diachasma alloeum
Lineage: Eukaryota; Metazoa; Arthropoda; Insecta; Hymenoptera; Braconidae
Product: sodium-coupled monocarboxylate transporter 1
Exons: 13
Coding region: 57-1814 (585 amino acids)
Biological process (GO): sodium ion transport; transmembrane transport
Cellular component (GO): membrane
Molecular function (GO): symporter activity
Source: RefSeq, a predicted model, not a curated record